Molecule: messenger RNA, 915 nt
Organism: Parnassius mnemosyne (clouded apollo)
Lineage: Eukaryota; Metazoa; Arthropoda; Insecta; Lepidoptera; Papilionidae
Source: the annotation of a GenBank genome assembly
AUGGAGGAUUCUACCGAAAGCUCUGCCGUUGAGCAAAUCAAAUUUAUACCAAAAAAGAAAAGAAAUGUUCGACAGCGCAUUAAGGUAGAUGAUGAUGAUUCUGAAGAUGAAGAAUUAAUAUUGGCCAAAUUAGAAGAAGCGAAAGAGUUACAAAAACUUCGGGAACGGCCGAAUGGUGUUAGUAUAAUCGCUUUAGCCACUGGUCAGAAAGUUACCUUAGAAGAGGAGAUCGUUUGUAAAGAUCCUUAUAAAAUAAAAGCCGGUGGAAUGGUAAACAUGCAGGCUUUAAAAAGCGGCAAAGUAAAGCAGGUUGAUGAUGCGUACGAUACUGGUAUUGGUACACAAUUUUCAGCAGAAACUAAUAAGCGUGAUGAAGAUGAAGAAAUGAUGAAGUAUAUAGAAGAACAGUUGGCGAAAAGAAAAGAGGGCAUCAAUGAAGACAAGAAAGAAUCCGAGAACAGUGAUUCACUAAAAUACCUAUCCCCUGAAGAAGCAGCAUUGCUUUCCCUACCUGAACACUUGAGAGUCUCAUCAAUGCACAGAUCUGAGGAGAUGUUAUCAAAUCAAAUGCUCAGUGGUAUCCCAGAAGUUGAUUUAGGUAUCGAUGCUAAAAUAAAGAACAUUGAAGCUACAGAGGAAGCCAAAAUGAAACUUUUAUGGGAGAGACACAACAAAAAAGAUGGCCCAUCACAGUUUGUGCCAACUAACAUGGCUGUGAAUUUUGUGCAACAUAAUAGGUUCAAUAUAGACAGUGAUAAUACCAAAAAAAGGAAAGUAGAAAAAGUAGAAGUUUCAAAGACAGAAACUAAUAUGAUAGAUGCUAGUGUGGACAAAAUUGUAAAGAAAGCUAAAGGUGAAAGAGCAACAGAUGAUUAUCACUAUGAAAGGUUUAAGAAACAAUUUAGAAGGUAUUAA